This is a messenger RNA of Paramecium primaurelia, 3468 nucleotides long. The record is from the annotation of a GenBank genome assembly. Lineage: Eukaryota; Ciliophora; Oligohymenophorea; Peniculida; Parameciidae.
AUGUAAUAUAGAUCAAGUAAACCUCCUCAAUCGGUGAAGAACUAACCGGGGUCAUUCUUUCCAAAGCAACCUUAUUCACCAGCAAAGUCACAUAUAGAGCACUUUGUGUCUGAAAAUCCUACACCCAAUUAACGAAAAUAAUAAUAAGGUUAUCCUCCAAGACAAAAUUCGUUUAAUAUGUCUAGUGGGGAAAGUUUAGAAUAAUUUCAUAGAAAGCGUUAAAAUUCCAAUUUUAGUUAAGAAAAGAAAGCAAAAAAUUAACUGUUUAAUAUUUUAUUCAAUAAUACAAAGCGUAAUGAUAGUUUUUGUAAAGACACUAUGUAAGAUAUGAUGAUUUAUAUUUAGGAAGAAACAAAAAAGAUAAAACUCAUUUAAUAAUUAAGGAUAAAACUGGUAUCUUCCAAGUAAAUAAAAGUUAUCCUAAACUAUGUAAAAAAAGCAAUCAAAUAUUAACAACAGUAUGGAUGGAUAAUAGACAGUUGAUAUUAGUUUCGAAAACAAUGUAAUAAAAGGUUAUUAGGAUCAUAGUGGUUUUUAGAGUGACACUACUAAACCUUCUGAAGAAUACAAUCCUAGAUCAAUUAAACUAUUUGAAAAAGGCAAAUAACUAUUAAGAGAAAAACAAAUUGAUGAAGCAAUUGAGUAAACAAUUUAUUGAUAAUGAUAGUUAAUUAAAAAAAUGUGUAGAACUUGAUACUAGAUUAUUAGAAGGCCAUUAUUUUUUAGGAUUAGGCUAUUUAGGAACUCAAAUGUAUUAAAAAGCAAUUGCAGAAUUCUAAUAUGUAAUUUAAAAGGAUGCAGUUCAUCGCAAAAACAUUUACCUCUUAUUAGCUAUUUCUCAUAAAAAAAUGAAUGAAGUUGAUUAAGCAAUUUAAAUACUCAAUAAAGUGAUAGUAAUGUUUCCUAGAUAUUAUGAUGCUUACAUUUAUAGAGGGAAAUUAUAUAUCAAACUCAAUCAAAUUGAUAAAGCUGAAUAAGAUUUUAAUGUAGCCACUUAAUUAAGUCCAUAAAAAGGAUUAGGUUAUUUAGGUAAAGCUGAUUGUUUAAGAAUGUAAUGCUAAUAUAAAUAAGCUAUCAAAUUCUAUUAAAAAGCCAUUAAUUGUGAAUAAGCAGUUGGAAAUGCAGCAAUGUUAAAAAAGGCUAUUACUUUAUAUGAAAGUUAAUAAUAUGAAGAAUGUGCAAAAGACUUAACAAAACUGUUAGAAACUGAUCCAACAAAUUCUGAAGCCUAUUAUUUCAAAGGAUUAAGUAGAUUGAAAAUAAGUAAUUUUAUUUUUUUAUUAUAGAGAAUGCAACUGAAGCAUUACUAUGUUUUGAAUAAGCCAUCAAACAUAAUAAUUCUAAAAAAGCUGUUACUAAAUCUUUGUAUGAAAUAGCUAAGAUGAAAAUUGAAUAAAGAGAUUUUUAUGCAGCUUAUCAUACUUUGAAUAGAUCAUCUAUGUUAGAUACAGAAAAAAGUUAUUUAGAGAAAUUUCGAUUGUUUACUGAAGUAAAUUAAUCAAUUUAAAUAGGCUGUUAUAUUUUUAAUGAAAAGAAAAUUCUAAGAAAGUAUGCUCAAUUUUCAAGAAAUCUAAAAUAAUCAUUAAUUAAAUGAUUUUUUAAAACCCUUAUUUUAUGCUUAUAGAGCUUAUGGAAAUUUUUGUUUAUCUAAACAUUAAAAAGCAUUAGAUGAUUACAAAUAUCUAUUAGAAAUUUAACCAGCUGAAUCUAGUGUCCAUUAUAAUAAAUUUUUAUGUGAAGGAAUAUUAAAAGUAUAAUCUGGGUUAUUCACAGCAGGUAUGGAGUUCUUUUAAAGAGCUUAGAAGAUAUUUUAAAAGAAAAUGGAACCAACAUUUUAUUUGGCUGUUACUUAUAUUAAUUAAUCUUUCAAAAAAAAAAGUGAUUAGUAUAAAGAUAUUAUCAAAGGACUAGAAUUAUUAGAUAAAGCAAAUAGUAUGAAUGAUUAAAAUGCUAAUUUAUAUUAUGUUCGUUCUAUUGUUAAGUGUUUUUUAGGCUAAGUAAAUGAAGCAUUGAUGGAUAUAGAAACAGCAAUCUAAAAGUCAGAAGAUAAUGUUGCCAAAUAUUUCUAUUUAAGAGGGAUGAUUUUUGGAAUACUUAAACAAUAUAAACAUUCUUUAAAUGAUUUUAGCAUUUGUCUAACACUAGAUGAAACAUUUGCUGAUGCUUACUUAAAUAGAGCAAAAUGUCAUUUUUUAAGUGGAGAUUCAAAUUCUGCUUUCUCAGAUUUAUAAUAAUGUAUUCAAAUUUUAUAAGAUGAUCCAAGAAUGCAUGUAUGGGCUGGUAAUUUUUUAUUUGCAAAUGCUGCUAUUGAAGAUGCCAUUAAAGCUUAUUCCAAUAAUAAAGAUUUUAAAAAUAAUCCAAAAUUAUUAUAAUUAUGUUCUGAAUGCUAUAUGGUUUUAGGUGAUCUUAAUUUAUGUUAAGAGGAUAUAAAUAGAGUAUAUAAAUUAACAAAAGAGAAGACUGCUGAGUUUGAUAAGGAUAUGCUAUAAGCUUUAAGAUUAGUAUUUAAAGAUGAUUAAUAAAUAUAUUAUAAUGAGGAAAGUGAAAAUGAAUAAAUUGAAUUUAAAAAUAAUCUAAAUAAAGCAAUUAAUAGUUUAACUUAAUUGUGUAGAGGAAAUGGUAAAUUGUUUCAAUAAUUUCAUGUUUAUAUAUUUCGAGGAGUCUUCUUAUUUCAUUUAGAAAAAUAUGAAGAUGCUUUAAGAGACUUUUAAAUGGCAAAAAGUCAAAAAGAACUUUCUAUUACUGAAAAGAGAUUAAAAUAAAGGGGAAGUUAAUCAGAUAUUUUUAAUGAUGAGGAAUUUCAUGAGUUAACUGAAGAUGAAGAAGAUGCUGAUUUGUUAGAAAUAUUAGAAAUAAAAUUUAAUGAAUUAAUUUGUUUAGUUAUACUUAAGUAAUACAAGAAAGCCAAAGAAAAAUGCAAAUAGUUAAUUGAGAAUAUUAAUGAAGCAAAGUAAGAGGGUUUAUAAAUUUUAUUGAUGCAUAUUGAAUAAAUUCUUAUGAGAGAUUAACAAAAUAUUGAUUAUUAAAGAGUUAUAUGUCUGUAUGAUGAACCUAAAGAGAAUAUUAUUUGCUUUUAAGUACCUAUUGUAUUUGUAAAUGGAUUAAAAAUACGUUUAUCAUUUAGUUUACCAAAAUUGUCUCCUCCAUCUUUAUCCAUAACAUUUGAUAGAAAACUAGUUUAAGAUAUUGGAGUAUUAAUUUAAUAAUUUAUUAUUUUAGCCUUUAUCUGUUGAAAAUAAACCAGAAGCUCCUUGGAUAAGAAGAGAAUAACAAGAUGAUAUGAUCAUAUUUACAGAAAAUGUUUAAUUAGUAGAUGAUAUUAGAUUAGAAACUGAAAAAGAUGAUGAUCAAACAUAACAACAAUAAUAAAUGUUAGAAAUUACUUAAAUUAAAAAUAAUCUAAUGUUAGAUAAAGAUAUUGAAGAAAAAUUAUAAAGAUUUUUCGAUAAAAAAAAUAAAUAAAAAUGA